UCCAUUUUUUCAUUCCUGUAAUUUAAAGGGGCCCUCAAAAGUGCAUCAUAAAAAAUGCGAAUAUUAGAAGAACAUAAUGCGUGAGGUUUCGAACCCAGAAAAUAUAAUAUCACCUAAGAAUAAGCGAUUUCGGCCUUGUGACCAUGGUUGGUUAGCCACGCAUUUUGUAGCUCAUCGAACUGAAUCCGCGAGUUCACUCCAGAUGGCCAGAACGGCGUGGCGAUGCGCAUUGGUGAUCCUCACUGGUGUCCUCCUGUGCGCGGCCGUCGAGACGGCGGUGGCGGCGAAGAGGGUGUCCAUCCCCGACGACCUGCGAGACGUGGUGGACGACGAAGAGGACGACGACUGGCGCCAUUGGGGCGCGGCGGCGCCACCGCGGGACGACGGCCAGCCGCCCGACCUGGCCGGCAUGGAUCCGGCCGCCCUCCAGGCCGAGCUCCUCCGCCGCCACGCCGGCCCCUCGUUCGGCUUCGUCAAGCUCCGCCUCGGCGUUCGCCGCUCCCAGGAGGAGGUGAUGGGAAUCGCGACGAGGUGGACCAAUGUGCUGCGCACUGGAUCGGUGGCGGCCAAAUUCGUGGCUGUGGAUUUUGGCACUCUCAUGUUCACCAUGGACACAGGGCAGGACAUUCUUGAGGUGAAAGAGUUUAUUUUGAGCCAACCAGAGGCUUACGAGUUUAAGAUUGGGAAUCAAGCUUUCAGAAGGCCAGGAGACCCACCUCUUGAUGAAGUUGUCGAGAUGCUACAGAAACAGAAGAGUACUAUGCUCAGCCAAGAUCCUGGCUCGCAACAGUAUAAAUCUAAAGUUGAGCUAUAGAUUUGCCCAUCAUCAAAAUUCAGUAGUUUCUGUAGGGCAUGUUCUUUUGCUCUUUGGCAUUAAACUUCAGUCCUUUUCCAUCACAUCAACCUGUCAUACACACGCAACUUUUCAGUCACAUCAUCUUCAAUUUCAACUAAAAUCUAAACUUUGCGCUGAACUACAUACAACAUUUCUUUUGUAGAAGUAGAUGCUAUUUCCUAUGUUUUUUUCCUCCAAAAAGAACGGCAAUAAGUCUUUGGCAGCUUGGUGUUCACUGUUCAGCUCCUGUAAAGAAUUACUGAACGGAAUCGUGAUAAUAAUUAAUGAACGAGUACCACAUAAGUACCCGAUUGUUUA
This is a messenger RNA of Oryza sativa Japonica Group (Japanese rice), 1153 nucleotides long. RefSeq lists its product as uncharacterized. Lineage: Eukaryota; Viridiplantae; Streptophyta; Magnoliopsida; Poales; Poaceae. The record is from RefSeq and is a predicted model, not a curated record.